Molecule: messenger RNA, 1670 nt
Organism: Mus caroli (Ryukyu mouse)
Lineage: Eukaryota; Metazoa; Chordata; Mammalia; Rodentia; Muridae
Source: RefSeq, a predicted model, not a curated record
GGGAAGUUGGGUAUCGGGCGAGAAAGGGGUUCGGUGGUUCUAGGAGCGUAAGGAGACAAUCUUCGCUGGCGCCUGCCUGGGCGCGGCGGAACGUCGGAGUCUGCAGGCGCAGCCGCGUUUCUUCGCGUCCAUCCCUGGGCCGGAGGGUCCCACCUCCCGGAUUCUCAGACUCUCCACGGCCCCCAGAGUACCUCCCUGGGUCACCCACUUCCCUGACUGUCGGGGUCACAGGACGAAAACAUGCUUAGGACUGGUUUGGAAGCCUCUCCUCGCUUUCCUGAACGAAGGAGUGGUUUUUGGAUUGGGUUGAGCUUUCUGAUUCAUAAUCCAUUCAUUCAGGAGAUGCGUGUUGAGUGUCCAGCCCAUACAGGCAUCAGGAUUUGAGCUGCAGAAGGGAAGGGCAAGUCAGAAGCAAGAAUUGGCAGCCGUAGGUCUUUCUCCAACUGCGGAGGCUUUCCUGAACCGUGAGCGCAGUGUUAGGACUCUUGAAGAUGCAACUCUGUGAAGGGUAGUUUGUGUUACCCUGAUCAGAAGCAGAGGCAGAGAAAGAAUGGCCUCAGACAAGAAACAGCCGUGCAGUCUCUGAAUGAGCCAGGCUCCUUGAGAGUGCCACAUCCUGUCGCGCUAGAGCUUGGUGAAGAUCAAGCGAGACAAGCAAAGAUUAAGUCUCACUGGGACUUGGAUCACUAUUAUCAAAAUAGCGAGCAUUCCCUCUGGCUGCCCAAAGUGCUUUUGUUAACUAGGAGAUUAUGGGAAGUGGAAUCUGGUGCUGUAGCUCGGUGGUAGAUGUGCCCGAGGCCCAGACUUCGAGCCCCAGCACUGCCAACAAGCCUGGAAAAACCCGGGACCAGGAAGGGCCCAGCAAAGAGGUUCCGGUUCUGUGGCGAUCUGGACUGUCCCGACUGGGUCCUGGCAGAGAUCAGCACACUGGCCAAAAUUUCCUCUGUGAAGCUGCGGCUGCUGUGUAGCCAGGUGCUAAAGGAGCUUCUGGGGCAGGGGAUUGACUAUGAAAAGAUCCUGAAGCUUACUGCUGAUGCCAAGUUUGAGUCUGGAGACGUGAAGGCCACGGUCGCGGUGCUGAGUUUCAUCCUGUCCAGUGCAGCCAAGCAUAGUGUGGACAGUGAUUCCUUGUCCAGUGAGCUACAGCAGCUGGGGCUGCCCAAAGAGCAUGCCACCAGCCUGUGCCGCUGUUACGAAGAGAAGCAGAGCCCCCUGCAGGAGCACCUUCGGGCCUGCAGCCUACGUGUGAACAGGCUGGCCAGCGUGGGCUGGCGGGUAGACUACACCCUGAGCUCCAGCCUGCUUCAUUCUGUGGAGGAGCCCAUGGUACAUCUGCAGCUACAGGUUGUGUCUGCUCCAGGUACCCAGGCCCAACCUGUUUCCAUGUCCCUCUCGGCAGACAAGUUCCAGGUUCUCCUGGCAGAACUGAAGCAAGCCCAGACCAUGAUGACUGCUUUGGGCUGAGAAGCAUGUUCCCAGCCUCUGUGGGGCCUCCCUGCCUGCACUGAGUGGCUGCCCUCCACACUCCUCUUGCAAGGGUGGCCCUGGCCUCUUGAGUCCUGGUUAGGGCUACUGGGGAUCUUCCCCAGAAUUGGCUUCUUUCUUUUUAAAGAAAGUACUUGCCAACCGUUUUUAUAGGCAAGAAGAAUAAACAAGUGUACAGCAAUGUG